AUGGCAUUGGCAUUGCUGAUUGUUCUUGCUGCUGUUCGAGGAUUUCCGGUGCUUCGGAUUUAUGGCAUUGGCAUUGUGUUCUCCGGUUUCCCGUUUGAAUUGGUGUUCUCUGGACGGAUUGAUGCUGCAGUUCCUGGUGCACAAGAUUGGUGA
Messenger RNA from Echinostoma caproni, 153 nucleotides. NCBI's taxonomy places the organism in Eukaryota, Metazoa, Platyhelminthes, Trematoda, Plagiorchiida, Echinostomatidae. The record is from the annotation of a GenBank genome assembly.